This is a messenger RNA of Owenia fusiformis, 2340 nucleotides long. The record is from the annotation of a GenBank genome assembly. NCBI's taxonomy places the organism in Eukaryota, Metazoa, Annelida, Polychaeta, Sabellida, Oweniidae.
UCCAUAAUAGAGGUAAAAUACAAAAAAUACCCGGAUGCACAUUCCAAACUUCUCUCAAAUUAUUUUUGUCAACCAUUCUGUAUUUGCAAUUUAUAGCCACGCAGUUCUAAUUUAGAGAAUAAUUUACACGUCCAAGUUUGAGAAGAAUAUAUUGCGAUCAUGGAGCACGUACAGUUAAAGGAGGGAGAAGCCACAGCGACGGUGUAUGGCAUGAUCAAGGAACAUCGCUACAAUGAAGUUGUGAACAUAUUGAAUGUGCAGCUAGAAUCCCAUGUUAAGUCAAGAGCAGCACUCUCCUUACUGGGUUAUUGCUACUACCAGAUGCAGGACUUUGUCAAUGCUGCAGAUUGCUAUGAACAGCUAACAAUAAAUUACCCCGAGGUGGAGGAUUACAAACUCUACUAUGCACAAGCUCUGCAUAAGGCAUGUCUCUAUCAGGAGUCUAUGAAAGUCACAUGUCAGAUUGAUACGCCUAUUUAUCAUAACAGGAUUGUGAAACUACAAGCUGCCAUUAAGUAUGGAGAGGAGGAUAUCCCAGCAGCCCAGGCGCUUGUUGAACAAUCUCCACCCGAUGACCCUGACACUGAGAUUAAUCUUGGCUGUCUACUUUUUAAGGAUGCUAGGUAUGAAGAUGCGUGCCAGAAGUUCACAACAGCCAUGAAUAUUCUUGGUUACAAGCCCGAUCUCUCAUACAACAUAGCGCUGUGCUACUAUAUGAUGAAGCAGUAUGCCCCUGCUCUCAAGUACAUAGCAGAUAUCAUUGAGAAAGGAAUAAAGGAACAUCCAGAGCUUGGUAUUGGGAUGACAACAGAGGGUGUGGAUGUCCGUAGUGUAGGGAACACAUACACUCUCAAUGAGACUGCACUUAUAGAAGCUUUCAAUCUAAAGGCAGCAAUAGAGUACCAACUGAAAAACUAUGGUGCAGCAUGCGAGGCACUAACAGACAUGCCCCCCAGGUCAGAGGAAGAGUUAGAUGUUGUGUCCCUGCACAACCAGGCACUGAUGAAUAUGGAGCAGAACCCUACACAGGGCUUUGAGAAACUUCAGUUUCUCCUGCAACAGAACCCUUUCCCUCCUGAGACAUUUGGCAACCUUCUCUUGCUUUAUAUAAAGUAUGAGUACUAUGACUUGGCUGCUGAUGUACUUGCAGAGAAUUCUCAUCUCACCUUCAAGUUUCUGUCUCCUUAUUUGUAUGAGUUCCUGGAGGCUGUGAUUAUGCGCCAGACAUCGCCCGAAGAAGCAUAUAGGAAACUAGAUGAGAUGGCCUCCAAACAGACUGAGCAGCUCAGGAAGCUUACCAAGAUGGUACAAGAGUCUGGCAGGGCUCAUAGUGAUGACACAAUGAAACACGCCAUCAAUGAUUAUGACGAUUGUUUAGAAAAGAAUAAUCACGAUGACGACAGCGUGAAAAAAGCCGUCAAUGAUUAUGAUGAUUGUUUGGAAAAGUACAUCCCUGUGCUUAUGCAGCAGGCCAAAAUCUACUGGGACCUCGAGAGCUACACCCAGGUGGAGAAAAUAUUCCGUAAAUCUGUGGAAUUUUGUAAUGAGCAUGAUGCGUGGAAGCUGAAUGUUGCCCAUGUACUAUUCAUGCAGGAGAAUAAGUUCAAGGAGGCUACAGGAUUUUAUGAACCGAUUGUCAAGAAACACUAUGAUAAUAUCCUCUCUGUCAGUGCCAUAGUCCUGGCAAAUCUCUGCGUCUCUUACAUCAUGACAAAUCAGAAUGAUGAGGCUGAGGAACUGAUGCGUAAGAUUGAGAAAGAAGAGGAGACGCUCUCCUAUGAGGACCCUGAUAAGAAGAUAUUUCAUCUCUGUAUAGUCAAUUUAGUCAUCGGGACUCUGUACUGUGCCAAGGGUAACUAUGAGUUUGGAAUAUCUCGUGUGAUCAAAAGUCUGGAGCCAUACCAGAAGAAACUAGGGACAGACACAUGGUUCUACGCUAAACGUUGCUUCCUGUCCCUUCUAGAAAACAUGGCUAAGCACAUGAUCAUGCUGCGUGACACUGUUGCCCAAGAGUGCCUGCAGUUCCUGGAGCACUGUGAAACAUAUGGACGUGAUGUGAAGGCUGUGGUUGAGAAUCCACUUGAAGAGACCCCUGCACAUCCAGGUAAAAACACAGUCACGUAUGAAGCCAGGCUCAUUAAAGCAUUGCUAAAUGAACUGGUAUAAAACACUUCUGCAUAUGGAUCCCAUAAAACACUUAAGGAGCAUUAUAUGAAUGGAGAUCAGAGUGGACAUGUUGAUAGAACAUUUUGCAGUGUAGUGAUUUCCUACAUGUGAAAAAAGAGCUAAUAUGUAUGAAAAGUACCAUUGUACUUACUAUAAAUGACACUGGAAGGGUAC